Paramuricea clavata is the source of this 6737-nucleotide messenger RNA. Lineage: Eukaryota; Metazoa; Cnidaria; Anthozoa; Malacalcyonacea; Plexauridae. The record is from the annotation of a GenBank genome assembly.
ACAUAAUACAGAAGCAGUGCCGUAGGAAGCUCUUUUUGAUUGAGGAGGGGGGAGGGGGGCUGUUUUUAAAUUUAGAAUCUGAAAUGCCAAUUUCCUGGGGCCGGUUGUAUAAAACUCUUAAUCACUUUUUAAUCACUAUUUUGUAGUUAAAUAGUGAUUAACUCUUAAAUAGGCGCUUCUUAUUCGAUGACGUUUGCACUUAAUUAUAGUUAACUUUAAUCACUUUUUUAUACAACCGGCCCCUGGACUUUGGGGGAAGUUUUGACGCUCAAGUUCUGAUGCUCAGAAGUUCUGAUGCUCAGAAAACAGACUUUUAGUAUGUCGAAAUUUACAAUUUGCUUACGAUUUAGUAGAACUAAAUGGGUGAAGGCGUAUUUAAUUAACUAUAUAUUGGAGAAGUUGCAGGAAAAAUAUGGGUAAUAUGAUUCUUUGCGGUUUGUCAUGGAUAAAGUAGCCGCUUAAAAUUAAUCAAUUGUCAAAGGUGUGCAUGAUUUUGAAAAAAGAAUAUGUUAAUUCUAAAAAAGUUGGGGGGUUAACAAGCCCCAACCUCGUACCCAGGAUCUUUCUUUGGGAAAGACCCUGGCUGCGGCUGGUCACGUGCUUCAUCAAAAAUUUAGCGCCUGAGGGGGUGUGGGGAAAGUAUCAAAUUACAUCAACAUGCUUCCAGCGGGAUAUUCGUCAAAAACAUAGAUUUUGCGAAUUAUUACGUUCAAAAUACUUGCUAAUUUUUGUUUAUUUUCUUUGCUUUGAAUUUACAAGAACAUUGUUACAUUCUUACUUACAGUCAAGUCAAGAAACCAAGCAAAUCGUUACUCGCAGUGCUCUCUCGUGUUGUUAUUCAAUGCAUGCUCUCUUCACACUCGAGCGCGGUUAUAACAAACGUUUGUUGUAAUGUUUUUAAAAUAGGCCAUUACAUUUGUCCUUUCUUGUAAACGUUGAUACGCUUUGCACCGAUUCACUUGUUACUACGCGUCUUGUUUAUAAGAUUUUUAAAAGAAACAGUAUUGUCUAGGAGAUUAGGACUGCCCAAAUAUUAGCAAAUGUAAACAUUUGAUAAUAGCCGAACAGAGAAAUGUCCAUAAGCAUAGAGGAAAUUUCAGUCAUUGAUUUAUCUGGAUUUACUACAUAAAUUCGUAUUCGGUAAUUAUAGUAAGACUUUAGCCUUUUUCUUGGUCUCUAUUAAUCAUUAUAUUGUGCUAAUAUACUAUAAUCUAUAUCACAAAUUUACAGUGUCAGAUGCGCACAGACCGUCAUUUGGCGUCAUACGAAUAGACAUAAAUUUUCGAGUUUUCUACUUCUACUAACAUUUUUAAAGUUUUCAUUGUGAAUCACCUGUUUAUCUCUAACUCAUUAAUCAUUUGCUACUUAUAUUUAUUUGAUAGUGUCAAUGUCAUAUAGUGAAUAAUGCGUUUACACACAAGCAAUCCUGGAUAUGAUAUAGACGAUGCAAGCUGUCCAUUAAAAAAUAACGGUAUUCUAUUUCACAAAGCAAAAAUUUAAAUCUCACUUGUAUAUAUUAAGAAUGCAUAUAAAGCAAAAAAUUAAAGCUUAUUCAUGUCAAAACGAAAGCUGUUUACAAAAUUUAUAAAGGUGGUGAACACUACUAAACAGUGCUCAUUGAAAGACAUGUAUAAUACAGUGACAUAUAAUUUGCCGUUUGACUUAUCUUUGGUGUAUGAUUUUAAUACCGUAGAUUUUCAACAGACAGCUAUACUUUGACAUAUACCAUGAUCGUUGGAUUCAGCAAUGCCAAGGGCCAAUUUUAUAGUCUUUUGACGGGCUUUAAGUUUUUUGAUAAGGCCUUUAUAUAGAUCAACAAUCUGGAUACAGUUGGCGAUAUUUCGGAAAUCAAAAGAUCUCGCUAUUUCGUUGCAAUUCCACAUCUCAUCAAUAAAUAAAUUCUUUUGGUCCUAGUAUCAGGAUAAACUUUAAUACUAAAUAAAUAACAACCACACUGUUCGGUCUAGAGAUAUAUAUUUCCUUGUAGGUUUAAUCACAGUUUAAUAUUGCCACGCUGCACAAGCGGCAAGCGUGCUUUCUUUGGCAAGUCUAUAAUGAAAUCUGAUCCAACUUGCUUGAAUUGUAACUCGACACCAGAUUAUAGAGUAGAACGUCACGACAUAAAUAUUAAUUCAAGAGUUCUCUUUAUAAUUACGAUUUCUUGUUGCAAAUUUACAGUAAAUUUCAUCACCCAAAGUUGCAAUUUUAAAACGCUACAAACACGCUCCUUUCUCACCCCUCUCACAGUUACAAUUAAAUUUACCUCCCAGAAUCUGGGAGGCACGUGACCAGCCGCAGCCAGGGUCUCUCCCAGAUGACAGAAGGAGAGACCCUGGGAACGAGGUUGGGUGAUUGCUUGUUGCAUGAAACUUAAAGUAGCGACUUAUUCAAUUGAAAAAUUGUAUUAAAAUAUUAAAUUAUUAUUAUAUGCUCUACAAUUGUCCUGUAUUGAGCACUCUUUAUUCUUAAAAACGGGAAAUUACUUGAUGAAAUUAUAUAUAUAUAUAUAUAUAUAUAUAUAUAUAUAUAUAUAUAUAUAUAUAUAUAUAUAUAUAUAUAUAUAUAUAUAUAUAUAUAUAUAUAUAUAUAUAUAUAUAUAUACUGGGUAUCGCAAAGGGUGUAGCGCUUAGACUACGUAGAAUAUGCUCCAAGGAAGAGGACUUUCGUGCCAAAAGUGCGGAAUAUGCUAAUUAUUUAAUUGAAUGCGAACACGAAAAAGAGCAUGUCUUAGAUAAAUUUAGAGAAGUAGGUAAUAUUUCUAGGGAAGAUGCACGCAAAAGUAAGAAAAAGUCCAAUGAAGGAUAUUGUUGUUUAGUUACUAAGUAUAAUCCGCGUGGACCAGACAUACGAAAAAUCAUAAAUAAACAUCACAAGUCCAUUAUCUGUGGUGAUGAGAAGGCCAGAGAUAUUCUACCCGAGAAGGUUAUUCGUGUGUCUUUUAAGCGCAACGCCAAUUUAAAGGAGUUAUUGGCUCCCUCCAACCCAUAUGGCAAGGAAAAUACUGAAGUAGAACAAUUCGGUUGUUUUAAUUGUACAGCAAAGCGUUGUGACUGCUGUAAGAAUUUUUUGUUAGAAGGGCACACUUUUCGUUCCGUUAUUACCAAGAAAGUUUUUAAAAUCUGUAAAUCGCUCACAUGUACGUCCAAGGCAGUGGUAUAUCUUGCCGAAUGUUUGGCUUGUGGUUUGCAGGGUGUUGGUUCUACUGUUAAUUUUAAGGCCCGCCUUGCAAACUACAAGUCACACAUUAAGCGUGGGCACAGAACUUGUAGUAUUGUUAAUCACUUCCUGGAUUGCCACGGGGCUGAUCAUUCAUAUUUGAAAUUUAUGCUGAUUGAUCAGCGUUGUGGUAAUCUGUUGGAAUGUGAAAACUUCUGGAUUGGGACCCUUUUGACUAAUCGGGGAGGGUUAAAUGAUAGUCAUGAUUUUGUGCAACAGUGACUUCUUUGUCUAUUUCUAAGCUUAAUUAGUUAUCAUUAUUGUAAUAUUUGCAUAUUAUUGGUGUAUAUAUAUACGUUAGAAAUUAUUAGUAAUAUUAUUUCUGAGGAAGGCUGAGACAUUCAGUCGAAAAUUAAAACUUUAUUACUUUAGAACAUUUUUAGUAUUGGUUUCUCUCGGAUCGUAGCCAGCUAUUCUGUUGUAUAUAUAUAUAUAUAUAUAUAUAUAUAUAUAUAUAUAUAUAUAUAUAUAUAUAUAUACAGGGUGUAUCAAAAAAAGCGCAAUCCUCGACUGAAAUGGAAAUUGCUAAACAAAUAAUAGACGAAAACGUUAAAGUUUACAUUCAUUUUAAAGCGUAGCCAUUCAGCUUUCUAACAGUGGGUUGUUUCUUAAAUUUGACUCAUUGGUUCGCGAAUAAUAAUACUUUACGUUAUUGCGAUUGGAGAUUAAAAAAAUUGAGAUGGAAUAACAAAUCGUUCUCAUGAAAAUAACUGAUUUUUUCAUUAAAACAAAAAAAUGUUGCAUUUUAUUAAAUGGAAUGUAACAAUAAGUAUAAUUACGGCUUUUCUUCCACUAUUUUUAACUCAGUUUGAAACUUCAAAUGCGAUAUAAUUUUGGCUUGGACCAUCUAAGCUGACUGACAUCAACUUGCUAUAAUUUCUGUUUACAUUACAUCGCAAUUCGAUGACACUCAGACACCAGAAUGUUUUGACGAUUUUUAGCAUUCGUUUAGGAUUUUCAAACAACCUGGUCUCUUGUAAAAUACUUUUAAUUUGUUCUUACGUGGUUUUCCAGAUGUAGUGACGACAACAUUAAAGUUUAAAGAAGAAAAUUCUAACAUUUAAAUCGACUAAACAAUAACAUAUAGUAAACUUGCAUAAUUAAACAGCAACUAAAAAUGAUAGGUUUUACUAAAUCUUUUCCUGUGCAAUUAUUACUAGCAUUGGAGACAAGGAUAAUAGUUUGUUUGAAAGAGAAAAGAACAGGCUUCGAAGUAAGCCUAAAAGCGUUUAACUAGAAAUAGUAUUUCGAAAGUUAUUAAGCACAAAAGAUGAAUUGCGUUUAUUUUGAUACACCCUGUAUAUAUAUAUAUAUAUAUAUAUAUAUAUAUAACAAUCAAUUUAAAAAUCAGAGACUAUGCAACUUCGACCAUCAAUUAAUUAAAAAAACUAAAACAUACUAAAAUAAAAGCUUAAAAGUUAAAAACGUUUCGGCAGUUCUGCCUUCAUCAGUUUAUCCUGAUAAACUGAUGAAGGCAGAACUGCCGAAACGUUUUUAACUUUUAAGCUUUUAUUUUAGUAUGUUUUAGUUUUUUUAAUUAAUUGAUGGUCGAAGUUGCAUAGUCUCUGAUUUUUAAAUUGAUUGUUAUAUAUAUAUAUACGACAGUACUUGCUGUGAAUCCUAUUUGGAUCCUUCGCCCUCGAGGAGACUUCGUUUGGCAUUACCAUACCUAAUAUCAAAGCUUAUAUAUAUAUAUAUAUAUAUAUAUAUAUAUAUAUAUAUAUAUAUAUAUAUAUAUAUAUAUAUAUAUAUAUAUAUAUAUAUAUAUAUAUAUAUAUAUAUAUAUAUAUAUAUAUAUAUAGAUAGAUAGAUAGAUAUAUAGAUAUAUAUAAUACCUGGAAGUUAAUAAUAUGUUAAUUUGAUUAUGAUAAAUUUAAUUCAAAAUUGUACUAUUUCACUAACAAUUGUCGUUAUAUUGAAUUUCAACAAAUUGUAUAUUUGUGCUUUUUCCCCUUAAACAGUUUGAUUACAGAAGAUAAAUAAUUAAUAAGUAAUAGAACGAAUUAAGUCGUGCUAUUAAUGCCAUAAUCAUACUUGUGAUUAAGAAAACAAACCUCCCGCUACGCGGUCGGUUGAUUUUGUAAUCACUCGUAUGAUUAUGGCAUUUAUUAUUAGCAUCACAAAAUUACUGGAUGCUGAUUGGUUGAGAGGAGUACAAUUAUUUUGUUACUUGUACUGCAGUACAAUUAAUGAUUUUCCCAAAACAAACAAAAUGGCAGAAAGGUAUUUUAAAUUAAACACCAAUGUGAAAUGAAAUUGCAGUGGAGGAACUAGAUGAAAAUACGAACAAAAGCACCAAAUUUUGCUCUAACAAAGGAACUAAAUGAAAAUACAAACAAAAGCACCAAAUUUUGGUUGAAUAUCUGGCAGGACUGGGCUUUGGCGAGAGUAUAUGAUGUUGACAUUGAGAAGUACGUACCCAAUUUUGUCAUGCUAAUAAUAAACAAGUAAUCAUGCAAUUUUUGGCAAAAUUUCUAGGGAUGAGCCGAUUAAUCGGUAAAUAAUCGGCAAAGCCGAUUAAUCGGCCGUUUUUUUAAUAAUCGGUAAUCGGCCGAUUAUUGCCUGAUAAUCGGCAAAUAAUCGGCCAUUAUAAGACCUUUUCUGCAGCUGCCAAUCACAUGCUAAAAUACUGAAUACAAGCGAAUAGAUUUUCACAUUUUGUUGCAAAACCUGUGUCUUUUGUCUCAAGCAAAGUGAAGCUGGGAACAUUUCCACUAAAAAAACGCAGCAGACUAGCUCCGCGUAGCUGACAGUGCCUUGUUUUUACACCAUAAUCUGUCAAAACUAAAACUUUGACUAUUGACAUGAAAGACUGAAGCUGUUUUUAAUUGUACAAAGUGUGUAUUGUAAACAAUAAAACCGCAUUUACAACUUCAUUGUUGGUCAUCUUGUGAUUUUUCGCUUGCUUUUUAAAAUAAUCGGUUGGUACCGAUUAAUUGGCCGAUUAGUUACAAUAAUCGGCUUAUAAAUAAUCGGCCGCAGUAAUCGGCAAUUUUCCUUAUCGGCUCAUCCCUAAAAAUUUCCAAACAUCACUCGUACUAUUAAUCCCUAAUUGUACUCGCCAUCGCAUGAUUACCUUUAAAUUCCAAAGAGCAGAUAAUCGUGAGCUUACAAAGAUAUUUUAAUUUCUUCAAUACUCAUAUUAUAUGCAUCAUGUCGAUCAUAUUUACGUAUCUUUGCGUUCAGUUGGUGCUGAGGCGUUCGGAUUCUGGCAGUGCGUUGUUUCAGUGGUUUUGGGUUUUUUGGGACACCCUGUAUACAGUAUACUGCGAAUUAAAAGGUUUAUGUUAGGAAGAGGAGGGGCACCAUGCAAUGGACUUUACGUCCAGUUUGUGCCUUGUCCGUUUGAGUACAGCUUUUUAAUUGUAUGUUAGAUGAAUAUUUGUUGAAUUAAUUUGUACUCAAUAAAGUUUAACAAACAAACAAACAAAACCUAUACUAAUAUCACUCCUAUUCGUUCUAUUACCAUCAUUAAUUGUGCUGCAGUACAACUAAUGAUUUUCCCAAAACAAACAGGACAG